AACUGGGCAAACCCCGCUCAAGCCCGUCCCACUGAAUGUCCGUCCGGGGAUAAGCAAUUCAACGUCCGUCGUUCAGUUCGUUGCUUGACUUUAUUGGGUGUCUCUCUCACGGCUACUACGAGCAUCGAGCUACCCGACGACACCUUACUUCGCAAUCGGCAUGUCCAUUGAAAGUCCAGCCGAGUUAAUCACACGCUAUCAAUCCCUUGCAUGGUUAUUCCAUCAUGACGGGCAAGCGGUUCACCGAGGACCAGAGGGUCCUUCUCGAAAGGAUGUUGACUCUCAAGGACAAACUGUCCAACCAUGAUAUCGCCUUUAUUCUGGGCUUUGAUGAGCGCACCAUCCGGCGAAGGAGGUAUGAGUUCGAAGCCAAUGGCAGGAUCGCACCACCACCGGAUGUCAGUAAAAAUGCGGAGAAGUUAAAGGCCGUGACCCUCGAGAAACUUGUCGAGUGGGUCAAGGAAAACCCCGAUGCCUUGAUCGAAGACAUGCAAAAGUUCCUCAAGGAGGCCUGCGAUUGCAACGUCAGCAAGGCCACCAUCAGCAGACAGCUGAAGAAAGUUACCAACGAGGACAGACAACUGGGCCGCGUCAAGCGUCUGAAGGCCCGGGCAAAGAGGGCAGCUGAGGGUCGUAACUUUGACUUCACUGCUCAUUCGAGUUCGCGGAGUGCGAGUGCCAGCGUGGCUCCAAAUAGUAGCGCCACCGGUGAACCGCAACCACAAGAACAACAGCCACGAACACAACAAGAACUAGGGCAUCUCCAACAACAGAAACAGCCGCGGAAGCUGCCGCCAGGGCAAAAAGAGCUACCGCAAAUACCACAGCAACAGAGGCAACAAGAGCAACAAGGACAGCAGCAGCAACAGGCACAACAACAGCAACAGCCAGAAGCUCGCUUCGAACCAUUCCAACCUUCAGGCUUGGACUUUCCAACUCCCGAGCUAGCCCUUCUCUCCCUAUCUCGAACCCAGCCACAAGGUCCACCACCGCCACUUGCAGAAAGUAGUAGGGCAGCACCACAGCAAACAGGAACAGGUGCCGCUGCCUAGGAAGACUUCCACCUUUCUUUGCGUCUUGCUCGCUUACGGACUGAAACAGGGAUGGGGUCCCGCGGCAACAAGGACGGUUAAUUCAUGGAUACAACAUAAUGAAUGCCUAUUAUUGUCAGUUGUUUUGUUAGUUAUUAUCAUUGAAGCGAAGGGUAUUAUGUAUGGAUGUAUCAGACAUCACGUAUACGAAUGAGAAAUGAUAGGGAUGGCGUAGGAGUGGGGGUAGGUAGGGGUGUUGUU
Molecule: messenger RNA, 1292 nt
Organism: Neurospora tetraspora
Lineage: Eukaryota; Fungi; Ascomycota; Sordariomycetes; Sordariales; Sordariaceae
Exons: 2
Coding region: 225-1052 (275 amino acids)
Source: RefSeq, a predicted model, not a curated record